UUUGAAAAGUCUAACAAAUGAAAUUUUUUUGAAUCUGAUCGAGUAAACAAAAAAUAUAAUUAAAUUAUUUUUCAGGCAAAAGUUCUACAUUCUUUCCACCGUAUCAGACCAGAGCAAGCAGAGCGUCGAGAAAAAGGAAUUUGAGGCCAUCAGGAAGAAAUUUUCUAAUGAUGAGGUUUACGUCACCUGUGCGGCCAAUGGGCUCUCGAACAACUGGAAAUGCGGUCAAAGUGCACGAGACCAACUGAUGAAAUUCGCCAAAGACAGCGAGGUGAUAUUUUUGGAAACCGUCAGCCAGGACGCCAAGCAGCUGGGUAAAAUGGCAGAUUUCUCAAACUCAAUAUACGGCAAGAAAAUCUCAAGGUGUCAGUUUAAAGGCAUUCCGUAUUCUUUCCUUCUCGCAUAUGCUAUCAGCAAGGAAAUGCCUGUGAAUUUUGAGACUAGUAAGGCCGACUUGCUUUGCUUGGUGAUUGAAGAGAAGGCGAGAAUGUACGAGGAUGAAGUCACCCAGCAGGCCUACCUGAAUUAUGCCAAAGCUCAAGUGUCAAAAAUGACAAGCGACACCCUUGCAUUGUUGGAGGAGAAAUGGUUUGAGAUCGAGAAAAAGACCCUCGAGGCGCAGAAGGAGCUCUCGGACAAGUUUACCCUUUUGGCCCUAAGGGAGUUGGAGGUGACAAAGAAGGAGCAAUUGCUGAGGCAUGCGAUUUAUGACGUCAAGCUGGAGCAGGCCAAGCAGCAAGAACAAAGCAGAAAGCGCCAAAGACAGCAAGAGAUUGAGGAGUUUAAUUGCCAGUCACGCCAGUGCAAAAGAUUUCGCUAGAGGAUGAACAAUUUAUGUUUAUAUUUAUUUAUUUUUAUAUGUUUAUAUUUAUUUAUUUUUAUAUGAUUAUAUUUAUGUUUGUAUAUAUUUAUAUUUUAUAUUUUUAUUGCGCUGUAAAUAUAUUAGUAAAUUUAGAGAUUCGUACCACUCUUGUUCUGGAGGUGCCAAAGUUUCAAAUGAAUUCAUCUCGCCAUUUUUAAAGAAAAUCUAGUGAGUUCCUGCUGACUGUUAAAAUACUUAGGAAUGACACUCGUUUAAAAUGAAUUUUGAAGUCUGCAAUUUCGUACUCUUAAGUUUUUAACCGAUUUUAUAUUUAAACCUCAUAUGAAAAGCCUUCAUCUGAAAAAGCACAG
Messenger RNA from Neocloeon triangulifer, 1173 nucleotides. RefSeq lists its product as uncharacterized. The transcript has 4 exons. Lineage: Eukaryota; Metazoa; Arthropoda; Insecta; Ephemeroptera; Baetidae. The record is from RefSeq and is a predicted model, not a curated record. Bases 248 to 820 code for a protein of 190 amino acids.